CUCCAGGUCAUGGUGCCGUAUUUUGUAGCGAAGAUGGCCGCUUCUCGGAACGGGAAGAGCGGACUGCUGGAGAAAUGGCGGAUCGAUGAGAAACCGGUGAAGAUCGAUAAAUGGGAUGGAGCCGCUGUGAAGAAUUCUCUGGAUGACGCCGCAAAGAAGGUGCUGCUGGAGAAGUACGGCUACGUGGAGAACUUCCAGCUGGUCGACGGCCGUCUGCUGAUCUGCACCGUCUCCUGUCUGUUCGCCAUGUUGGCUCUGGUCUGGGAUUAUCUGCACCCGUUCCCUGAGUCCAGACCGGUCCUGGCCUGCUGCGUCAUCUCGUACUUCAUCAUGAUGGGCAUCCUGACUCUCUACACGUCCUACAAGGAGAAGAACAUUUUCCUGGUGGCGCUGCAGAAAGAUCCAGCUGGGAUGGAUCCGGACCACAUCUGGCAGCUGUCCUCUUCCCUCAAACGGUUCGACGACCAGUACACUCUCAGAGUGUCUUUCACCGACGGGAAGUCGAGGAACUCGAGGGAGGCCGAGUUCACCAAGUCAGUGUCGGCGUUCUUCGACGAGAACGGGACGCUGUCCAUGGACCAGUUUGAGAAGUCGGUUUCCAAACUGCACGACACUCUGGCAGCAGACAAGAAAACCAAAUAACUCUCUGGACACACAACGACAUCUCAGUUUGGUUCAGAUACUGGUGGGGUUCAUAGUUUCACUCGGUUCGUUGGUUUCAGUUCGAUCCUUAAACGGUCAGUUAGAUAAAGGUUGUUAGUCGUUUUAGUUGUUUCCACUGCAGGAACUUUUGCCAGCAAAGUCGCCACUUAAUCGUUUUUUUUUCUCAGCAUUUUGAUAUUUUAAAGACCUCCAGCUUCCGACAGAUCUAAAGCUUUAAGUCUUGAGUUUUAGCUUUUUUUUUUUUUUUUUUAAAUCCUUAUUAGGCGUUUUUUCCACUGCAGGUUCAGGACUUUCCAGGAUCUAACAGUACAACAGUGGAGGUUUGUUAUGUUGGAUCAUGUGAUGGAUUUUACGUUGUUGGUGACAUCAAAGAGAAAAGUUUAACCAAUCACAGAAGUUCCUACUCUGGACUAGGAACUUUCUUUGAGUUUCUGCUGGGACAGUUCUUGCAGUGGGAACAUGAAUAAAAGUUGAGCCUGCAAAUUCCUGCAGUCAGAAACAACCUUUUGUUUGCUUUUUUUUUUUCAGGGCGGCGCAGGAAGUGAGAUCAGAAUCAUGGCAAAUUUUAAGUAACUUUCUCAACAAAUGAUCGGCAGCAUUGUCAAGAACAGAUUAACUAAUGACAGGAUUUAAGUCACGUCAGAGGCGGACACAGCCGGUUUUCAAUCACAGACUUCAAACCUUCUUGAAUUCAUUAAACACCACAGAAGUCUUUGUCAUGGUGCCCCUUUAACAGCUAAACUAAAUGUUGGCUAAAUAAUCCAUGACUGAUAACAGAAAGCAAAGUUUUAAUCAGUUCCAGUUUGUCUUAAAUACAUUAUUUCCAGUUGGAGGUCAGAAAUCAUCAUGAGUCUUUGUCAUGGUGCCCCUUUAUUAGCUAAGCUCCCACAGUGAUCUCUGCUUUAACAUGAACUGUAGUCUCAGUGAUGCCUCCUCUGGUCUCUACAAUAUUAAACAGUGAGAGGCUCCACCUGGUGGAACAACCAGAAACAACAGCUGAUCUACAUUUACUGACAUGCACAACCUUCUUUUUCCUUACAUUUUUCGAUUUUGUGUCCGUUUUGUUGUUUUUUUUUGUCUCAUUUUAAGUCUUAUUUGCGUCUCCUUUCCGAUGUUUUGUGUCUCUUUUUUGUUGUCUUGUUUUUAUCUUGUGUUGUUUUUGUUUUGUUUGUGUAGUUUAGUCUCAUGUUUUGCCAUCUUCUGCCUUGUCUAGUGUCCAUUAACGACCCCAGAAGUCUUUGUCGUGGUACCCCUUUACCAGAUAAACUCCCACCACAGUCUCUGCUCAUCAACAUGAACUUCCUGUUAAACAGGUAGAGGUUCCGCCUGGUGGAACAACCAGGUGCUACAGCUGAUCUACAUUUACCAACAUACACAGCCUUCUUCUCGGUUGAAUUAUUAACGGCUGUUGAUGGUUAAUCGUUGGGACACAAAAGUUGACUGAAUUCUCUGCGGUGAAGAAAACUUUGAAUUAACCGACUCUCCUCUUAAAUAAAUAAGAGACAAACUGAAACCAGCGAACCGCCUGAAAGGAAGGAAGUCCGUCGUAGUUUUACAGCAGGUUAGAAACCGUUUCAAAACUCCAUAAUACCAGGAAAAUAAGCAGAAUUUAGAAGUAACAACAUCCAGUUAUCUGUUCUUAUCGAUGUUUUCUCUUGGCUCAGUCAGAAUCAUCUUCUACCCUCCAGGCUUUCCUCAUUCCUACAGCACGUUUGUAUUUUUGGUAACCAUUUUAUACUUACAGUGAAAAAUGCGAACUCGAGGGACGGUCCAGCAGCUCACUGGAUCAUUUUAAACGGUUAACAAGCGCUAAGUGAGCGGAUUCACACGUCGUCUCGUUCUCCCUGCAGGUCAAAGCAGCAUUUCAAGUUUUUAAAAACGAUUAUCUCAUCUAAAAACUGAUGCCUUCGCUGUCUAAUUGGUAGAAAAACUUGCUAACAUUCAGGAGACAUUAGAGUUUCAGACUUCACCAAUUGCAGUGCGACGUGUUGCGGGGUGGGCGGUGCCACCUGAAAGGUCACACAGGUGUGAAGUGAGCGGCUGUCGUCACGGAGACGCAGCUGAUGGUGGCAGGAACAUAAUUUAAUUUUUUUUUUUUUUUUCUUUUUAAAAACAUUAAAUGAAUCUGUCGACGUUGCCGAGCGCCUCGUUAGCAUCGUUAGCGUCCACCGGUGAUCUGAGCAGACCUGCUGGAUGCUAACAUGCUAACAUUAGCUCAGACGUCGGUGGUGCUUCCAGAUGGACAUGUGGACGCCUUACAGCAGGACGAAGUCUGAAUGUUGACAGUUUGUUGUGUAACUCUGUUGGUGAAUAUUAAAGAUGGACUGUUACCCAAAAAAAACAAAAAACAAA
Messenger RNA from Amphiprion ocellaris (clown anemonefish), 3015 nucleotides. RefSeq names its product signal peptidase complex subunit 2 (gene spcs2). Gene Ontology annotation, biological process: protein targeting to ER. Gene Ontology annotation, cellular component: signal peptidase complex; membrane. Lineage: Eukaryota; Metazoa; Chordata; Actinopteri; Pomacentridae. The record is from RefSeq and is a predicted model, not a curated record. The transcript has 5 exons. The coding region runs from base 10 to 642 and encodes 210 amino acids.